Messenger RNA from Glycine soja, 4209 nucleotides. RefSeq names its product DNA-directed RNA polymerases II, IV and V subunit 11-like. The coding region runs from base 673 to 951 and encodes 92 amino acids. NCBI's taxonomy places the organism in Eukaryota, Viridiplantae, Streptophyta, Magnoliopsida, Fabales, Fabaceae. Gene Ontology annotation, biological process: transcription by RNA polymerase II. Gene Ontology annotation, molecular function: DNA binding; protein dimerization activity. Gene Ontology annotation, cellular component: RNA polymerase II, core complex. The record is from RefSeq and is a predicted model, not a curated record. The transcript is spliced from 10 exons.
UGAAACCGUUGAUGAUGCUGGCUACACUCUGUUGCAUUGUGAUGCUGAGGUAGACCAUUUGCAAGUUGCCCUCUACUUGAUCGCUCAUGAUUCCUAGAAAGAUUGGAGUUUCCAUUCCAAUGAAGGCUACCUUAUUUAUGACAUACAUAAUGGUUGAUGGAUGGGCUGGAAUUGCUGGUGAGAUUCUCAGAUUAAAGCCAUUGGUUAUAUACCAUCUCAGAAACAUGUUCUUAUCAAAUGGUUACCUGGAUGAAGGGGUUAAAGAAAUUGGUGCAUUUGUGGCUUCAAGGGGGUCGCUUUAGCUUCUGGGAUCUUUUGGAUUUGGACAAAAUUCCAGGGAAAGGAUGGGAUUGUGGCAAAUUUCUAUAGCCUACAUUCAUGGAUGAGUUUGGCUUUUGUAUCCCUCUUCGGAUCCCAGGUAUUUGCUUCUUCAUGAUCCUUGAUAAUUUCUUAGUAAAAUAUUACCUCUUGUGUUUUUAUAGAAACUAAAGCAUACAAUUCACACCACCAAAGCUGGUAUGAAGUUCCUGCAAAUGAAAUUUCAUGAGGAGUUCUCCAAUCUAGUUAAUAUUAAGAGGAUAGUUAAUUUUGGGCCCGACGAGUUUUGACUGAAGACAUGAUAAUAGAGUAGUUAGUAGUGAGUAGUAAGAGGGAGGAAGCAGAAGUGAAGCGAUGAAUGCCCUAGAUCGUUACGAGCGUUUCGUCGUCCCUGAAGGCACCAAAAAGGUUUCUUAUGAGAGGGACACGAAGAUCAUCAAUGCGGCGUCCUUCACCAUUGAGAGAGAGGAGCACACCAUCGACAACAUCCUACGCAUGCAGCUUCACAGAGACCCCAAUGUCUUGUUUGUCGGAUACAAGCUUCCUCAUCCUCUUCAAUACAAAAUUAUUGUCAGGGUUAGCGUCUUUUCCUUAUUACUACUAUUGCUGCCUUCUUUCAAUUUCAUGGAAUAGUUCAGGUUUUUGUUCUAAGCUAUUUCGAGCAUAUAGUUAGUUAGGGUUAAAGAAUAAGACCCAAAUCCUACUUUUAUUUGGAAUAAAUGUGGAUUGCAUCUUUGUCUUAGGAUUAGAUAGAUCUCUCAUGCAAAUAAAUUGAAUUGGUGUUGGUUUUGGUUUUAAACUUAGGAAGCACAGAUAUGACAUUGGGUAUGAACACGGAGACACCACAAAUUUUAAAAGUCAUACAUAUGAAACUUGAAGAAUCAUAAGAAUUUUGAAUUUCUGAUUUAUACUAGAAAGUAAAAAAAAACCUUUUACCUGUUCUUAUUACAGUCCAAUUGGUAUGCAAUUCAUAUUUCAAUGCAUACAAGUAAAACCUGAAGAAUCAUAAGAAUUCUAAAAUACUUAAUGCAGAUGUUUAAUAUUUGGUCCAUUAUGGAUGCUGCAUUUUUCAGCUAUGAGCAUUUACCGCCUUAACCAGUCCAUGUUGAAAGAAGGAAAGAGAAUUAAAGAAAGUCAAAUAAUGUGAAAAACUGGAUCCCAAGUCUCAGGUUUAGAAAAUUUAGAAGUCUAUGGACAUGAAAUUAGAAAAAAAGAAUGAUAUAUAAAAUUAAAAAAUGAAACUAAUUAAUAAAUGUUUGUCACAUGAGCUCAAAUGGAUGAGGAAAACAAGAGAAGAGAGAAAAAUGAAGAAGUCACAAACACACACACACACACAAAUUUAUAUUUAUUAUACAAUUAUAGUAAUUAUAAUCAUAAUUUAAAAAAGAAUCAUAUCUAUGGCACAACUGUUGUUUUGGCUUAAAUGCAUGAGGUGUGACUUAAGCUGAUAAAGAGAAAAGCUUACUCUAGUCCUAAGUAACAGUGGGAGCCUUAAACAUUAUAUUUUCGAGCUUAAAUAGUACUAGCACCAUAUUUAAGUGGCAGACUAGUUAGAAAAAUUUCAUGUGCCUUGGUAGCAAUUUUUGUUAUUAGAUAAUAAAUCUUUUUUUUAUUUUGUGUUUUGGUAAAAAAAACUACAGACAUAUGCAUUUUCAUGUUCCACAGAGUCGUGUGUUGUUCUAACUAAACUCAUUUUGUUUGAUCAUAUAUAACAACUUUUAAAUUUUUUAAUGAGCCAUUUAGGAAUGUGAAAAUGAGCAUUUUUAGCCUAGAAUUUUCAUAUAUAUGUGGUUCUGUAGCAACCUGAUUAAAGGGUUCUUUUGCCUCCUAAUUAUGUUGUUUGAUUAUGAGAUGGUGGAUGCUUUGAAUUCAAAUUUAGGUUCUUCUCUGAACUUUCCCCUGCUUCUUAUAAAUAGAAACCAAAGACUACCACAUGUGCAUUUUCAUACAAGAAAAAUAAACUAAAUCUCAUUGUCAUGUGCAUUUAUAUAUCUUCAAUCAAAUAUUGAUAUACAAUUACAAAUUGUCUCCAUUCUCUUCAGAUCAUAUGGUUUCAUUGAUAAUAAAAAAAAUAACUUAGUACGGUUCUUGAUAUCUUGGAGAUUAUGCAUAUAAUUUGAGCACAUGAUGGAGAAGUGAUACCACGAAUUUGAUUGCAAAGAUGUCAGGUUUAUUCUUUUUAGCUUAUAUUUUUAUUUAAUUGAUAUAAUAGUGAAGCAACUUGUGUUUCCAGGUUUGUUUACAUUUUCAACGAGGUACAUGGUUUUCCUUUAGAAUUUUUUUAAAAAAAGUUAUACUUUUAGUUUUGGGGAUUUUCAGAAUAGUACGUAGAGUGGUGGUAGCAGUAAGUAGUAACCUUCAUGAUGGCAGGAAUGAUAAAGCGUGAAUGUUUAAUUUCCAAAGAAAGGAAAGUGGAUAGUUUUAAUAAUUAAAAUAAAAUAAGAAAAAUGUUUUCUUUUAGGUUUAAAAUUAUAAAGAAUGAACAUACUAUGUAAAAAUUUUCAAAUCUGAGUAAUAUUUUGACAUUUUCAGACAACUAAUUUAUGUUGAUUAAUGUUACUUCCAAUUGAGUAACAGUGGAUUAGGUAAAUGGUUUCUACAUGUUUAGGGGUGUGGUUAGCUUACUUCUAUAAAAUAAAUUGUUUCCAAUUUUUUCAUGGCUGAUGUUGCAUAUGGAUGACAUUUUAUACUUAUACUCUUUCUAUUAUUAUUGAUAAAUUUCCUUUAUUUUCACUUUAACCUAAGACAUAAUUGUUCUACAGCUGUUUUUUAUGAUGAGUAGGGGCACCAUAAUCCUUCCUUUCCCCGUGCUUGAAUCUUUUCUUUCCUUAAAUUGAUUUUGGGCGCUUAUUUGUCUUGAUUGUAUUUUCUGUACUUCCAGUAAAGCCUGUUUGUAAACUCAACCAAGUCUUGCUUUUCAGAAUCAAAUUGUUAAUGGACUCUUGAAAUGCUAAUGUUAUAUAGAAAGGAUAAUUUUUAUAGAAAUGUAAAAGUGUGAAAUGAUAAUAUAACUUUCCAAGCUUUUCAGAUGAAUUUCUUGGAAACUAUAGCUGUAACUCAAGACAUUACAUGAUGAAGUUCAAUAUAUAUUGACAGGAACAAGUAGAACAGGUUCAGAUGGUUUAUGUUAAUAUUGUUCCCCGCUAACCAACCUCCACUUGUAGUGAUAUUCUUGGUCGCACAGUUCAUAAAUUUCACCAAUAUGGAACAUAGAAAAUAGCCAAGGGCCAUAGAGCACCAAAGGAAGCAUGUUGAUGUUGAUGGUUUCUUGGUAAGAGUGAUAACUUGCAACCAUACGGGCAAGACAGGUUCCAUGAUAAGAUCUUUGACUGCACAUGGUUCUAGAAUUGUUGUUUUAUGUUCAGAUCAUUUAGGAGACAAUGCGAGUCCAAAUUUCAACUUGAGACCAACAUGUGCUUAUUUCAUCACUGAGGUAGCAAAAUGAGCAUCCGGAAGGGCUCACAUAGUACAGGCUUCCAUAGCUGAUGGUGUUUUGUCAGGUAAUACUGACCCCAAGAAAAAUAUUGAGUUGCUACAAGAUGCUAUUGCUUCUAUUACUCUCUUAGGAAGCAUAAUCACGUCCAUCCCUUUAUCGAGGCAAGCAUGUUCAUAGCUUAGCUCAUGCAACUUCUGGAUAUCACAAAGUUCUUGAAGAAAAUAGCAAACUAUACAAUCAAGUUCAUGAUCUUAAGGGUAAAUUUCUGAUUGGUUGGUUGCUAUAAGCUUAGUAUGAGUUAUAUCUUUCACACCUUUCUAAAGAUUUUGUUCCUUUUAUUGUGCCUCCCUGAAAUGGUUAGGCCUCGUGGAGAUAUGAUAUAGGUAUAGGUUGGAUAAAAUUUAAUUCGACUCGACACAUUUUUAUACUUAAUAAAAAAAUUCAUUUACUUCAAA